AUGGAGCAUCGCUUGGAAAGUCACAUCAAUGCAGCAGAAACACUAGCGCAACGUGUACAAGCAACAUUAGGCUUGCUCACCAAUCUUCUCGAUAUUGGAAAUCAGGCAAACUCUAGGGAGAUAAGCACGCGAAUACUGCGUUUGACACAAGAAGGUGUUGAUGAUAAUGCUACCGUUAAGGUCAUCACUGUGUUCACAUUGAUAUAUCUACCUGCUUCGUUCGUAGCUUCGUUCCUCGGCAUGAAUGUUUUCGACUUCAAAAGCGAAGACGGCUCUUUACGGGCAAGCCCACAAUUCUGGAUCUACGUAGUAACGACCGUGCCAUUGACGAUGCUCACCGUUGGCGCAUGGUACCUGUACAAGACCAGACAUAACAAGUUGAGGAAGGCAAAAUCGUUCGCCGAGAGUGUUUGA
Molecule: messenger RNA, 414 nt
Organism: Alternaria postmessia
Lineage: Eukaryota; Fungi; Ascomycota; Dothideomycetes; Pleosporales; Pleosporaceae
Exons: 3
Coding region: 1-414 (137 amino acids)
Biological process (GO): transmembrane transport; metal ion transport
Cellular component (GO): membrane
Molecular function (GO): metal ion transmembrane transporter activity
Source: RefSeq, a predicted model, not a curated record